CUCCCGCCGUCAGGCGCUCCUCGCAAUGGCGUUCUAAACUUAGGAUUUCUUAAAACAAAAAUCCAAAUGAGUUCACAACAGAAUGUGGAUGGUAAUCCACCACCCACCAAAAAACCAAAGCAAGAUGUUGCAGCAAGUGAAAGCAUUCCUUUUACAUCUGUUACCAUAGCAACCCCGGUGACCUUGAUGACAACUAAUGUCACUAGCAAUAACACUUUGCAGCAAGGUUCAGUUAUCAGUGUUACAUUUUCAAAUGGUGUUUUCAAUGUGAAACCAGCUGAACUGGAACAGCCCCAAAUUGGCUCUUUGAAGCCAACCUCAGGCCUGCAACCGGGAACCAUGUCAGUAGUCAAGGGAUUACCAGUGAAUCCAGCUGGUAUGAAGCUACAGAGUCAAAAUGUUCAACUCAGGGGCGCUAACCCUGUCACUUAUUUUGCUCAAAAUAUAACGGGAUCCCAAGCACCAGGCACGUCGGUCACUGUGAAACCAGGCACCAUGACUCUAGUGCCUCAGCAGGCCUUACCAUUACAGACACUUCAGGCCCUGCAGUCAAAAGGCACAGGCCAGACCAACAUACUACCAGCCCCUGUACCACUACAACAGCAAAACUUAAAAUCUGGUCAGAUAACAUUAGGUCCUGUGACCUUAGCUCAGUACUCACAGGCAUCAGUAACCCAGCCCAGCAAUGUCCUUCAGACUGCCCAAGGUCAACUGAGACCUCAGAUGGUCUCCAAAAUGCUUCCUCAGCAGAACUUCCAAGUGAAGCCCCUCAGUGUGGGGAAGAGUCUGAUCCCCAACCAGCAGAUCCACAUCUCUCACAUCCACAAUGUCGGGGGUAAACCAGUCGCCAUGUUGGCCCAGUCUGCUUCUCUGGCUCAGCAACAGACUCCAGUCACCACAAUGACAGCUCUAAAGAGAUUUCCAGUACCAGUAUCCCCUAUCAGCAUGACACCCAAUAGCAAUAUUUCCAAUGCUUUACCAACGAAAAUUCGCAUUCAGGGGAGUGUAGCAACAGACACAACAAACUUGCCAAAACAAGAAGCCAAAGAAAAAGUGAACACAGGUGCAAAACAUCUGCCAUCCCAAGCAACAGCAGCCAGUGUAGGUACACCUCAACAAAAUGGACUACCCGCCAAGCCAGCAACAGUGGCCAUAUCCACACAGUCUCCCACAUCAAUGGCUUCUGCCAUCCCCGUCGUGCAAAAAGGCAGCCAUUUUCAUGUCCAAUCUGCAGCAAUGACACAAGUGGGAACAAUAUCUACCCCAAGGUUUACCCACAUAAUUCCUAAUAAUGCAUUAACAAAAGUGGGAGUAAUGACUGUGCCAUUUCAAAUGACUGCCUCAACCAGUGCACCAUUAUUAGUGAGAAGUCCGGCUCCAAAUGUUAGCAAAGUAAAUGUCUCCACACCAAGUGAAUCCCAACAAGAACCAGGGAAUACCCAACAGGUGCCCAAACAGUGUGAGGAAAUGGACACUGCAGAGAAAAGUGAAGAAAAGGAGGAAAAUAAGCAGGAAGGUGGGAAGCAGGGAGAGGGCAGUAAGGAAUCGGAGAGAAAAAACAUCACAGAAUUAAGUGCAAUGGAAAACAUGCCAAAUUUCUUGGCUGAUGUGGAUUCUAUAAAGGAGAAAAAGACAGUGAAAAGUGAAUCUCAGACAAAGAAGAAGACAAGUGAUACUUUGAAAGAAAAGGAGGAGAAAACAUCAGAAAAAGAGGAGAAUAAAAGUCUGGUGCCUCUCACUGUGCAGAAUUUAGAGGACGAUCUGAAAAAGAAGCCAAAAGAAAAGAAGGAAACAAAGUCAAGUGAAAAGGCCAAGCCAGAGGUCACAGAGAAAGACAAGGCUACAGUGGAAAUCAAAAAGGAGAUAAAGACUGAAGAAGAAGAUAAACCAAAGGAUGACAGCUCCUCCUCAAAACAAGAGGAGAAAAAGGAGGGUGUGGGCAAGAGAUCUGAUAAGGAGGGCAAGAGAUCUGAGAAGGAGGACUUUGAUCCUGUGGGUGCCAUGGACUGGAAGGAUGGAGUGGGGGAGCUAGAGGGUAGCAGUCUCAAAUUUAAAAUGAAUGAGUUUGGAGCUUUAGAAGUGAUAACAGACGAGCUGGAAUGUAACGAGACUCUGGACUCCAGCACUGAAAUGGAUGUCUCCGAAACACGGAAGGAAACUGAGGCCACCCCAGGCUGUAGUGGUGACACAGAGACCAAAUCGGGGGGAAGGAAAAAGGAAGAUAAAUUGCCUGAUUCCAGUGGAGAAGUGAGAGAUGAAGUUUGUCAGUGUAUGAAUUGUGGAGAGUUUGGGUUUGCGAGUGAAUUCUGUAAAUCUGGUCGAUUUUGUAGCCAAUCCUGUGCCACAACCUUCACUACCAAGAAAAUGAGAGGGAGAGGAGGACAUAGCCAGUUCAUGUCAAAAAUGUGGAAGAAGAAAAAGAAGCUGAUGAUGUUAAAAGGAAACCUAGAUGAAGAUGGGGUCCCUAUUAAAACUGGACCAGGUAGAAAACCCAAAUUACAUAACUGGGCUUCAUAUUUGGAGAGAACUAAGUCCCAAGGUGCUCCUUUAAGAUUAUUCAAAGAACCCUUUCCGGUGUAUAAGAAUGGCUUUAAGCUGGGUAUGAAGCUAGAGGGGGUUGAUCCCAAGCACCAGUCUCUGUUCUGUGUUCUGACGGUAGCAGAGAUCUGUGGUUUUAGAAUCCGGCUCCACUUUGAUGGUUACUCUGAGUGCUAUGAUUUCUGGACAAAUGCUGACUCUGGGUUUCUGUUCCCGGUUGGUUGGUGUGAGGAGAACAAUAGAACUCUUCAGCCUCCAAAAGGAUUUACAACAGAUGGAUUUCACUGGCUCAAUUAUCUGAAGUUGUCGAAGGCUAUUGCAGCUCCUAGGUCUUUGUUUAAUAAUCUUCCUCAAGAGCCUGUUCCCCCUCACUUAUUUAAAGUGGGUCAGAAGUUGGAGUCGGUUGACAAGAAGAAUAGUAAUUUAAUCUGUGCUUCCACUGUUAAUGAUGUGAUGGCAAACAAAAUCCUGAUCCAUUUUGAUGGCUGGGAAGACACCUAUGAUUAUUGGUGUGACAUUACAUCCAUGAAUAUUCAUCCUGUUGGCUGGUGUGAGGAAAAUGGAAAAACACUCUCUCCACCUGGUGAAUAUGAAAAUGUUCACUUCAACUGGCAGGAGUACUUGGAGAGGAAUGAGGCAGAAGCUGUACCAGAGAAAGCAUUUAAACCUCAAUCCCCUGUUGGCUUUGAGGUUGGUAUGAAGAUUGAAGCUGUGGAUAAGAGGAAUCCGGUUUUGAUCCGAGUUGCCACGGUGACAGAGGUGGAUGGACAUCUUCUGAAGCUCCAUUUUGAUGAGUGGGAUGAGUGCUAUGAUUACUGGGUGGAAGACGAUUGUCCUGAUAUCCAUCCUCCAGGCUGGUGUCAUAAAACAGGCCAUCCACUUACUGCUCCACCUACACCAGCAGAUCUUGUCCCGGGACCUACUGGCUGUCCCAUACCAGGGUGUAAGGGUAUAGGACACAUCAAAGGGGCCAAAUAUACAGGUCAUCACAGUGCAUUUGGAUGUCCGUAUUCGCCUUUAAACAUGAACAGGGAGUCCACCCUUCAGGAUCGACUCGGAUCCACCCGAGCUGAGGAGAUGGUCCAAACCCCGACCCCCUCCUCCCCCGUCGACCCCAAAAUGAUCAAAUCAGAACCUCCAGACUCACCAGAAAUUGUCAAAAAAUGCCCGACUCCAGGUUGUGAUGGACAGGGUCAUGUGACCGGGAAGUUUUCGGCCCACCACAAAUUGUCAGGCUGUCCUAAAGCUCAGAGCAAUCAGUUACAGCAGUCAAUAGUAGCAGAGAACGCGGUCCCCAAAAAGUCAACACGCGGGCGUAAACCAAGGAGUUACUAUCUAAAUAUGGGAGAGAGGGGACCCCCUCCAAAGACCCCCAAACUGAAGUAUAAACAAGAGAGAGGUCAAGAUAUCACUAGUCCACAAGAUACCUUACAGAAUGGUGUACACAACUCAGUCUUCAAGUCAGCCAUGGCUACUACGCCUAACCCCAAUGUCUCUCUCUGCUGGGAACAGCAUGUUAAGCUUCUGCCAGGAGUUCAUAGGUUGAAGGGGUCAGAUGUAGCAAAAUGGAACAUCGAACAAGUAGCAGCAUUUGUCAAAACUCUCCCUGGCUGUGAGGAACAUUACAAGACAUUCAAAGAGGAGCAAAUAGAUGGAGAGGCUUUCUUGUUGAUUUCUCAAACAGACCUGGUCAAGAUUUUAAACAUUAAGUUAGGACCAGCAAUCAAGAUUUACAACAGCCUUAUGGUGUUCAAAAAUUCCCUGGACGUGUGAUACUCAACUCUAUUGUGAUAAACAUUGAUACGAGUCAGAUCUAACUGAUUGACUUUAAUUGUUGUACCUAUUCUGUAAAUAUCUUUUUUUUUGUUAUGAAUUAGUAUUGCUUACAAAGUGCUUUUUUUUGCUUUUGUUGAUUGUUAUAAUUAUACAGGUGUUCAUUUUAGUUAGAUUUUUAUUUUAAGAAUAAGAUAAAAAUGCAAAUUUUGAAGCAGCAGCAGCUAAUUAUUUCUUUAUGUAUGCAAGGUGUGUUGAGAAUUUUGUCAUUGUAAUAGGUGGUGCAUGCAUACAUAAUGCUGUUCUAUUGCCUGGUAGUCUGAUUUUUAUAUGGGAAUAUAAUCUUCUAUCAUCUGUGUAUAAUGUUCGCUAGAUAUGAUGUUUUUUUCAGUUCAUUACUUAUUAUAGGGGAAAACUUGAUGGUAAUUAUUGAAAUACCCAACAAAUAUUAUAUGGAAAAGCCUUAUACAAUGUAAAGGCAAAGCCAGCUGCCCCAUCCAUUAAUGUUUUAUUACCUAAUAAACUAGUUCAAAUCAAAUACAUGAAUAAAUAUUUUACGUAUAAAGUUGAACCUUGGUAUCUUGAACAUUGAUAUCUAGAGUACCAUGGAUAUGUUGGAGUUAAAAGUCUAAGCCACUAUUUUUCCUUGAAUUUUAACCUUGAAUCUGGGAUAUCUAAUAAAAUGUAUAUUGUCCAAAUAUUGAGGUUUUACUGUAUUUCAUGUUAGGAGGUUUCAAAGCUUCAUUAUGUGUAAAAUUACCAGUAUCAUGAAAUACCGGUACUUUUCUUCUUAAGUAAUUUAUAUUGAUCAUUCUCUUUAUCUCUUUUAUUUAACAAAAUUCCCUUUACACAUAGAUUUAUAUAUAAAAAUGAAUUAUUUAGAUUGCCCAUACCUUAUGAUAUUCUCACUAGUCAGAAAUUUGUCAAGGUCAAGAUCCAUUGUAACUCUACAAAAGUUAGAUACAUACAUGUAUAUAUUGCAAGACUGUUCGUCUGUCAUUAAUAGAAAGUACUAGUAAUUAAUCUGCUCAUCUUCAAUUAAUAGAGAUAUAUGAUGCAUUUAUUUAGUAAAAAGAAAAAUAAACUGUCUUAAUUAAAUGUAAAGGAUCGAUUCUCCCAAGUUUAUAUACUGGUAUUUUUGUGCAAGUCUUUGUGAAAUAAGUGGAAUUGUUACAGCACAUUGUCUGUAUUUGAAAUCAUCAAUUACCUUGGCCAACAUUUCAUUUUAAACAUGGAUGUAUUUUAAAUUUAUACAUGUGUGUCAAGAAAGUAAAUGUUUAUAAAGUUAAUUAAGCUUCUGCUCUAUCGUAAUUUCUAUGGUUUUCUUCAAAAUUCAAAGUUUGAGAAGUCAAAGCAGAAAAUUGUGUUUAUAGCCAUAAUUUUUGAGCCUUGAACUUCUCAUCUUCAAUUCUUGUUGCUUAUAGAAUGUGAUUAAAGUGCAUUUUAUCAUUGAAAGACCAGCAUAAACUAUUACUCAAUUCAUUUUUUAGAGGAAAUGAAAAAAAUGUCUUGGUUGUAAAAAGACAAUUUGUUGUUAAUUAUUGCCUAAAAUUGUAUAAACAAUUUAAUAGAAAAUGUCAAGAAUUCUCAGGAUUGACAUCUUGUAUUUUAAAGUAAAAAUUAUUUCUGAAUAUAUU
Molecule: messenger RNA, 5948 nt
Organism: Saccostrea cuccullata (small rock oyster)
Lineage: Eukaryota; Metazoa; Mollusca; Bivalvia; Ostreida; Ostreidae
Product: lethal(3)malignant brain tumor-like protein 3
Exons: 22
Coding region: 67-4311 (1414 amino acids)
Biological process (GO): negative regulation of DNA-templated transcription
Cellular component (GO): nucleus
Molecular function (GO): zinc ion binding; histone binding; chromatin binding
Source: RefSeq, a predicted model, not a curated record